Molecule: messenger RNA, 849 nt
Organism: Emericellopsis atlantica
Lineage: Eukaryota; Fungi; Ascomycota; Sordariomycetes; Hypocreales; Bionectriaceae
Exons: 1
Coding region: 78-608 (176 amino acids)
Source: RefSeq, a predicted model, not a curated record
GUUCUACUAUGGAAAAGUCUUGAAUUUAUAUCAUAAUACUGGUAGUAUUCUUAAAUACCUUGGAUCAACCACAUGUCAUGUAUGGUCAUCCCACUGCGCUUCACGGCCAAAGAUGGUGGGAUCCCAGGAAUACCCCGAUUGCGGUCCCUCCACCUCGGGGAAGUAGCCAGCCCCACAGCCAGAGAAAGAAACCCGCGGCUGCAUGGCAUAGAAUGCAUCAAACUCCUCCGACAUGGCAUCCUGCAGACUGGACACCUGACCUUGCGGGUGCAGCACUUCCCAGGGCUUGGUGCAAGACCUUCCGCUGCAUGUCUUUAGCACAAGAAGCAAUGCGUCAAGCCGAUGGGAUAGCCUGUUUAUGUCCCAGCUCCCAACUCUUUUGCACUUGUUGUUCCUACACCCAAGGUCACUGUCAUCCUGCGCAAGGCAACAAGUCGGACUGGGACAGGAUCCCUCUCCUGAGGAAAGGCAUAUUGACCAAGAACGACAUCUGCGAAUACCUCGACUUCUACUUUGAGACGCUCUGGAGAGUGCGGCCCGUCAUUCAUCCAUUCUUUGCGGACCAAGCAGAUAUCACCAGCUUGCAGCAGACGAGCCUCUUCUCUUAGCCUGCCUCGUUGCCAUUGCGUCGCGUUAUCAUAUCCUGGCGGGCCCCCAUGGCGCAAUUAAAUCGGAGCGAAUUCACUGGCAGGCUUGGCCUUUGGUCCAGAAGGAUUUGCAAUCAGCCCUUUGGGGCUCUUCCUGUACCAGAUCUCCCGGAGCCAUUGCUGCCAUGCUUCUCUUGAUUGAAUGGCAUCCCAAGUCUAUAAACAAUCCUCUCAGCUUCAGUGGCGUGGACGACACAGACGC